AUUAGUGACUAUUGGUCUUUACUGUUAGAUCCUUACACUCUGACCAAUAACGUUGAUAAAUUACUCAACCGUUGUGCAACCAUUGUGUUUUCUGAACGCAGCCAGUAUUUCUUCCGUGCUUUUACGUGUAAGCACGUGCCUGGAAAAAAACAAAAAUGGCGGACGCUGCUCCAGCCACUCGAGGAGGUUUUCGUGGAGGUUUUGGUUCUCGUGGAGGUGAUCGUGGAGGCUUCAGAGGUAGAGGUCGUGGUAGAGGCAGAGGACGUGGUCGUGGUCGUGGUAAAGAAGACAGUAAAGAAUGGGUUCCUGUUACCAAACUUGGCCGUUUGGUCAAAGAGGAUAAAAUUCAAUCCUUAGAACAUAUCUAUCUGUUCUCUUUACCCAUCAAAGAAUAUGAGAUCAUUGACAAGUUCCUGGGAGCUGAACUAAAAGAUGAGGUGUUGAAAAUUAUGCCUGUACAGAAGCAGACCAGAGCAGGUCAACGUACACGUUUUAAGGCCUUCGUUGCCAUUGGAGAUAGCAAUGGUCAUAUUGGGUUAGGAGUAAAGUGCUCCAAAGAAGUAGCUACUGCUAUUCGUGGUGCUAUCAUUCUGGCCAAGCUGUCGGUAGUGCCAGUACGACGUGGCUACUGGGGUAACAAAAUUGGUAAACCACACACAGUGCCCUGCAAAGUCACUGGUAAAUGUGGCUCUGUACAGGUGCGUUUGAUCCCAGCACCUAGAGGCACUGGUAUCGUCUCUGCGCCGGUUCCCAAGAAGCUACUUCAAAUGGCUGGCAUUGAAGACUGUUAUACCUCUGCCCGAGGUUCCACUUGCACACUUGGUAAUUUUGCUAAAGCUACUUAUGCUGCGAUCGCAAAGACAUACGCCUAUCUGACACCUGAUUUAUGGAAAGAACAAGCUUUAGCCAAAGCACCAUAUCAGGAAUUUGCAGACUUUUUAUCAAAGAAUCACAAGGGAGGCACGAAAACAACCGACGUUGUUUAAAUAUACAUCCCAUUUCCAUAGGAUCUCUUUAAAAAUUUAGAAAAUAAAUCUUUUAUUUCCUUCUUUC
Messenger RNA from Harpegnathos saltator (Jerdon's jumping ant), 1053 nucleotides. Its product is annotated as 40S ribosomal protein S2. The transcript is spliced from 3 exons. NCBI's taxonomy places the organism in Eukaryota, Metazoa, Arthropoda, Insecta, Hymenoptera, Formicidae. Gene Ontology annotation, cellular component: ribosome; cytosolic small ribosomal subunit. The record is from RefSeq and is a predicted model, not a curated record. Gene Ontology annotation, biological process: translation. The coding region runs from base 156 to 986 and encodes 276 amino acids. Gene Ontology annotation, molecular function: structural constituent of ribosome; RNA binding.